GAGUGUCCGGUUUGUGUACGCAUGCCGAGCCUGUGAACAAAGCGGUCGCGAGCUUGCCGUGCUUGAGUGGACAAGGACCGCCAUUUCGCGGAGUUCAAGUUGAUCGGCAAAUUGGCGGGCUAGCUUGAGUCAGGAAGGAUGCGCAUCUCAACUCUUGGUUUUGUUGUUCCGGCAUUUGAGGUAGUUUGCUGAGUACUCCCAAGGGCAGUGCUGGUGAUCUGCGCAAGCUUAUGCGAACUGCACCAGUCGGGCAAGGCAGCAAUUUUGUGUGUGUGUGUGUGUGUGUGUGUGUGUGUGUGUGUGUGUGAGAGAGAGAGAGAGAGAGAGAGAGAGAGAGAGAGAGAGAGAGAGAGAGAGAGAGAGAGAGAGAGAGAGAGAGAGAGAGAGAGAGAGAGAGAGAGAGAGAGAGAGCCUGUUGCUCUGGCUUGAUUUGAGUGAAGAUGGCGACGAAUGCUAGCGAGAAGGAGGCAGCUUUCGUCGCCUACGACUUUGAGACUGACGAGAGGUGGUUGACAUACAGGACGAAUCUGACUAUUCCGCCUGGGCGCAACGAGGCGGCCGUCAUUCGGCGCUACAAGCAAAAGUUCUUCAGACAGCACAUUGAUCCGGACUACCAGAUCGAUCCGCUGCCCGCGUCGACUGCAUCGAAAGCAAUCCCAUCCGGUUUUCAUGCCGGAAGAGACAUUCCUCGACCACCACGGCAAUCUUCUGCAGACUCAUCAAGAACUUCGUCAUUUCAACGAGCAACAUCGUCACCAUCAGCAUCGACAUCUGGCUCUGUACCGCGUGGAGCAGCAUCGUCAAGCCAUGCAGCUGCCAGAGGAAUGGCACCUGCACAAGUUUUCGAUUCAAAAGCUAUCCUUUUCUUGGCAAAUGCGUGG
Messenger RNA from Chara braunii, 881 nucleotides. The record is from the annotation of a GenBank genome assembly. NCBI's taxonomy places the organism in Eukaryota, Viridiplantae, Streptophyta, Charophyceae, Charales, Characeae.